Messenger RNA from Zygotorulaspora mrakii, 861 nucleotides. RefSeq names its product U2-type spliceosomal complex subunit CWC23 (gene CWC23). Bases 1 to 861 code for a protein of 286 amino acids. The transcript has a single exon. Gene Ontology annotation, cellular component: spliceosomal complex. The record is from RefSeq and is a predicted model, not a curated record. Lineage: Eukaryota; Fungi; Ascomycota; Saccharomycetes; Saccharomycetales; Saccharomycetaceae. Gene Ontology annotation, biological process: spliceosomal complex disassembly.
AUGAGUUUUGAUCUGCAGAAGGUCUUUGAUGAGAAUUUAGACUUAUAUGAAAUCCUAGAAUUCGGAAAUGACGUGCCUCGCGAACAGCUCACACCAUCCGCUAUAAAAAAACAAUACAGGACCUUAGCUCUGCUGUAUCAUCCGGACAAACAACCGGAUAAUCCGCAGAGUUUACAUAAGUUCCAUCUGAUAUCCCUGGCGACCCACGUCCUCGGUGAUAGUUCCCUCCGGGACGCAUACAACGGUUGGUUGAGAAAUCGUGAAAGUCAUGAAACCAAUGAUAAGGUCCGCACGGCUCACAUCAAUAAGCUGCAUAAAAGGGAAGCCGACGCAUCAAGGAUCUCAAACGAUGAAAACGCCCCGAAUGUUCAGCAAAUUCAAAAGUAUGGUGAAACACUUCGGAAACUGAAGCAUUUCAAAAUGAGCUACGGGGAUUGGAAAAAUUUACGAGAGAGCACAAAUUCUAGCGAAAAUUCACAGCCAGUACAUAAGUUUUAUGACUCCUCGACGCUAAGAAUAGAACUCAUUAAUGAUGAUCCUACUGUGGCCGAUAAGCUAACUCUAAAAACCUUUUUGAGCAGACUUUUCGAGGUUCAAGAGCUCUAUGACCUCUACUACUCUUCAAGAAACGACUUUCAAAAUGAUGAAACAAUUGUAGCAUACGCGGUUCUCAUGUCUCCACAGGAAGCGCAGCAGCUCUUUCAACGUUGGACUGAAAGGCGGAAUACGGAAGGCUGGAAAUCGAUAAUAGAUAUUGCCCCUCGCAUUCCACUUCACUACUACGCGGGUUUCACUGACAGGGUUGAUCUUAAUCCCAAAAUAGCGGCCAUGGUCAAUAAUGACACGAUCGUUAUAGAAUGA